AUGAAUAGUGACCCGGUGCUGAUCGAAGCACGGGUUAAUAGAGGUAUUCAGGUGCGCGCCCUUGUUGAUACCGGAUGUGACUGCUACGCCAUAAUCGACGAAGCUGCAGUUAAGAGACUGCGGAUUCCAUUUAUCGACAGGAAUCCAAGGCGGUUAGGUGGGUUUUCCGAGGCGACUAAAGACGUGAUGUCGCCAGGGAUUGUAGUCUUUAUGAUGGAGACUGGAGGAUACGACGAACGCAUCUUUGCUUAUGUCGUUCCGCGGUUAGGCCAAGAUGUGUUCCUGGGCCGGCCGUGGAUGAAGAAGAACAAGGUGGUAUACGACGCGGCUGAACAGCGAGUCUACCACGGGGUUGCCGGCAUUACCAUACGGCUCUUAGGACAGGAAGAGCCCGAAGGGGUAAAGGCGAUCCGAGCCGCCCGUGUUGUGCCGGCGGCUGUGUUUGCGGCAGAGUGCCGCCGAGGGAGGAAGCGCCGAGGGCACGGCGCGGCCGCCAGAGACCCAAUCAACUAA
Messenger RNA from Pochonia chlamydosporia 170, 513 nucleotides. RefSeq names its product aspartyl protease domain-containing protein. NCBI's taxonomy places the organism in Eukaryota, Fungi, Ascomycota, Sordariomycetes, Hypocreales, Clavicipitaceae. The coding region runs from base 1 to 513 and encodes 170 amino acids. The transcript has a single exon. The record is from RefSeq and is a predicted model, not a curated record.